Messenger RNA from Camellia sinensis, 1429 nucleotides. Its product is annotated as flowering locus K homology domain. NCBI's taxonomy places the organism in Eukaryota, Viridiplantae, Streptophyta, Magnoliopsida, Ericales, Theaceae. Gene Ontology annotation, molecular function: RNA binding. The record is from RefSeq and is a predicted model, not a curated record.
ACGGCCCAUUCCAUACCUGCUCGAGUUGCUGCGAAAACGAAAUCCUUGAGAUACGUCACACCCAAUCAAUCUCUCUCUCUUUCUCUCUCUCUCUCUGUAACAACGAUGGCUCAACCAGGUGAAACCCUAACAUUCCCCAAGCCACCUGCACCGGCAGAUCCUUACAGAUCGGUGACCGGAAAGCGUCCUCGCGAAGACGGCGGCGAUGCCUUGUACGGUGAAUUUCGCGGCGGCGAUGCUCCGUCGCCCAAGCGGCGAGUCAAGUCAGCCAUGGAUAUUAUUUUCAGGAUUAUCGUCCCUUCCAAGCAGAUCGGCAAGGUGAUCGGAAAAGUAGGGUCUCGUAUACAGAAGAUUCGAGAAGAGACCAAAGCCACCAUCAAGAUCGCCGACGCCAUCUCCCGACAUGAAGACCGUGUAAUUAUUAUAAGCUCUAAAGAUAGCGACAACACAAUUUCUGAUGCGGAAAACGCACUCCAUCAAAUAGCCAGUUUGAUUCUCAAGGACGAUGAUGGAAAUCUGGAGGCACUGAAAGUUGGUGCUGGUCAUGUAGCUGCAAAUACAAUAAGGCUUCUGAUUGCUGGUUCCCAAGCAGGUGGUUUGAUUGGAAUAUCUGGUCAAAACAUUGAGAAACUAAGGAUAUCCUCUGGUGCCACAAUAACAGUGCUUGCUCAAAGUCAAUUGCCUUUAUGUGCAUCUGCACAUGAAUCUGAUCGAGUGGUGCAGUUAUCAGGAGAUGUUUCUGCAGUAAUGAAAGCUUUGGAGGAGAUUGGAACUCAUCUAAGGGAAAAUCCACCUAAACAAGUAGUUCAGCUAAAUCCAACGUAUAAUCUUGCCUUCAACCGACCACCUCAGCAAUAUGUGGACCCAACUUCAGCUGAUUAUGUAACUCUGGAGAUGAUGGUCUCGGAAACUAUUGUUGGUGGCUUGAUUGGGAGAUGUGGUUCCAACAUUUCGAGGAUCAGAAGUGAGUCUGGAGCUGCAAUCAAGGUUUAUGGUGGGAAAGGUGUGGAGAAACAUAGGCAAAUCCAUAUUGGUGGUAGUGCUCAACAGGUAGCAUUAGCAAAGCAGAGAGUUGAUGAAUACGUGUAUUCCCAGUUGAUUCAAGCAGCUGGUACUCAACAGGCAAUUGAUCCCACAGCUGGAAUGAUGACCGCCCUUGCUCCUUUCUUCACAUCCGGUGCUACGGAUCAAGUUCCUGCUUAUCCUGGUAUGCCGUCGUUCCACACUCCACAAUUAUAGGGUUUGAAAAUUACCAUUUUAUGGGGCCUAUGUUUGCCAACACACCUCUAAUGUACAAAUUGUGGACGAUCGGUGUUUGGAAAAAAAAAAUAUAUAUGCAUACAGAGCAAUGCUGUAUAUUGCUGAUUGGCACCAAAACAGGUUUUAAUUUUUUUUUUUAUAAUAAUUAUUUAGAAGUGCUUUUUGUUCU